UAGACGGAGCAGACAGACUGGCCCUGGACUGUACUGCUGACCUAGAAUGGCACAGAACGGAACAGCAGAGAAUGGAGUGGCCGAAGAGAUCCCAGCUUCGCCUUUUCCUCAGCCUGUCAAAGUCCAGGAUAUCAGACACACCAAGAUUUUUAUCGACAAUGAAUGGCACACAUCCAUCAGAGGAAGGACAUUCCCAACUUUCAACCCAGCGACAGGUGUCAGAAUCUGUGAUGUGGAAGAAGCAGACAAAGAAGAUGUGGAUAAGGCGGUGGAGGCAGCCAAGGCGGCCGGGCAGAGAGGCUCUCCGUGGCGGAGGGUGGACGCGUCCAGCCGGGGCAGGCUGCUGCACAAACUGGCCGACCUGAUGGAGAGGGACCGGCUGCUGCUGGCGACCCUGGAGACUCUGGACACAGGGAAGCCUUUCCUGCAGUCCUUCUUCAUCGACCUGGACGGAAGCAUAAAAACUCUUCGUUACUACGCGGGCUGGACCGACAAGAUCCACGGCAAGAGUCUGCCUAUAGAUGGAAGCUUCAUGUGUUUAACCAAACAUGAGCCUGUUGGCGUAUGUGGAGCCAUCAUUCCAUGGAACUUUCCUCUGCUGAUGUUCAUGUGGAAGAUAGCACCGGCCCUGAGUUGUGGAAACACUGUGGUCAUCAAGCCAGCAGAGCAGACCCCCCUCACGGCCCUCCACGUUGGAUCACUCAUCAAAGAGGCGGGGUUCCCUCCUGGCGUUGUGAACAUCGUUCCAGGGUUUGGUCCCACAGCAGGAGCAGCCAUCGCCUGCCACAUGGACAUCAACAAAGUGGCCUUCACUGGCUCUACAGAGGUGGGCCAGCUGAUCAAAGAAGCUGCAGCUAAAAGUAAUCUGAAGAGAGUGACUCUGGAGCUGGGAGGAAAGAACCCCUGCAUUGUGUUUGCCGACUGUGACUUGCAGCUGGCCGUGGAGGAAACCCAGAAAGGAGCUUUUUAUAACCAGGGUCAGUGCUGCACAGCUGCAUCACGUGUCUUUGUGGAGGAAAGUAUUCAUGAAGAGUUUGUGCGCCGCAGCAUAGAAAACGCCAAGAAGAUUGUCAUAGGAGACCCGCUGGAUCCCCGGACAUCACACGGGCCACAGAUUGAUCGACAGCAGUUUGACAAGAUUAUGGAUCUGAUAGAGAGUGGGAAGAAGGAGGGUGCCAAGCUGGAAUAUGGAGGAGCAGCUGUGGACGAGAAGAGCCUUUUCAUUCAGCCCACCAUCUUCUCCGGGGUCAAAGACCACAUGCGUAUUGCCAAAGAAGAGAUCUUUGGUCCGGUGCAGUGUAUAUUCAGCUUUAAGAGCCAGCAGAAGGCCAUAGAGAGAGCAAACAGCUCACAGUAUGGCCUGGUGUCAGCAGUCUUCACAACCAAUAUGGACAGAGCUCUGUCUGUGUCUGCAGCCCUGGAGACUGGCACCGUCUGGAUAAACUGCUAUAACGCCCUUCACGCACAGACUCCCUUUGGAGGGUAUAAGAUGUCAGGCAACGGACGAGAACUUGGAGAAUAUGCGCUGGCUGAAUACUCUGAGGUGAAAGCUGUGACCAUCAAACUGAGUGAAACCCUGUGAGAAGAACUGGGAAAGUCCGGUGUUCUGCACUUCCCAUUCCAUCAGGCCACAUCACAAUUCUCUACAACCCACACACCCCCGUCUUUGUCUACAGUCAUGCUGAUGCAUUUGAGAUUCCGGUUAAGGCAAUAAAAAAAAAUUGUGUUUUUCCAAUAAUUUAUUUAGAAUUUCCUUGCAAAUAAGGAGAUAAUUUGGCACAGUAAUUAUGGAAAAAACAGAGCAGUGGUCAGUUAGUCAAUGUUCAAAAGACAACCACAUUUUGAAGGUGGUUAAAAGAAAAAGCUUAGCUAACUAGCUAGCUCUACACCAAUCCUUAGCUAGUUAUAUCUGAUAGCUAAUGUUAGCAAAAUACUGGCUAAAUAGCUCACUAAGGCUUGAUGUAGAUUAGUUAGCUAAUUAGCUAAUGUUUUGCUAGCAUUAGCCAAUUUUAGAUGUGAUCUAUAUAUACAUGUCACUUUUAUCUUCAUUUUCAAAAUGUGGUUGUAUUUUCAACAUAGACGAGCCCAACACAUAGCAUAUCUGAGUACAGGAGAGGAGGAAGCUGACAUAGGCUUGCUCAGCUGCUAUUG
This is a messenger RNA of Morone saxatilis (striped sea-bass), 2151 nucleotides long. It is a transcript of the gene aldh1a3, whose product is annotated as aldehyde dehydrogenase 1 family, member A3. The transcript has 13 exons. The coding region runs from base 47 to 1582 and encodes 511 amino acids. The record is from RefSeq and is a predicted model, not a curated record. Lineage: Eukaryota; Metazoa; Chordata; Actinopteri; Moronidae. Gene Ontology annotation, molecular function: aldehyde dehydrogenase (NAD+) activity.